Molecule: messenger RNA, 1413 nt
Organism: Stylonychia lemnae
Lineage: Eukaryota; Ciliophora; Spirotrichea; Sporadotrichida; Oxytrichidae
Source: the annotation of a GenBank genome assembly
AUGGAAAAUUUGAAGAGUGACUUAAACAGAUUCGAGUAGAAUGGCUUGAAACAAAUUAAAGCUAAAUAAGGGCUUUAAUAGUACAAAGCAUUUGCAUAAAUUCAAAAGUCUCAUCCUGAAAUAAGGUAAUCUAUUAAAAAAAUGAAUUAAAGUAAGAGUCAAUAAAGACUUGAUUCAAUGGAUUUUAAAGAUCUGAAGAAUGAUGCUUAAUUAAUGCAAAAAGCUGAAGAGUAAAAUCAGCUGCCAAAUGCUGUUUUCUCUGAUUCUGAUGAUGAAGACUGCAUCGUGAAAGAUGACAAUGAAGAAGGAAUGUCUACGAACAUAAACUAUAGAGAGGAUAGAGGAUCUUUCAGAUUACCAUAAAAUAAAUCAUAAAGUAAAAAGCAGCAUCCAAUAAAGCAUAUAAACUCAUCAAGUGUAAGUAGUGUUUCUUCUAAGAAAAAUAUACCAAGAUUCAACCUCCCAUAGACUAUAGUCAGAGCUAAGAAUGGAGAAUUUGCGAUCAAUGAAGAAAGCCUAAGUGAGGAGGAGGAGUAAAAAAGUUAUUCAAGAUCUGUAAAAGAAUCAAUAUUUUCAGCAACUGAGGGUAGAGUGGAUGAAGAAGAUUACUUUAGCUCUAAUAAUAGAAUGAAAAAUAAUAACACAGGAAAAUAAAACAAAGAGCAAUAUUUAAGAAAUUCUCUAGAAUCUUUUAUCCAUCCAAAAGUUCAAUCGACUCCAGGAGCAAACGAUAGCAAUCCUUUUAAUAACAGUAUUUAAAAUCUGAGUAUUCUCCAUCCUCAGUACACUGCUAAUUUCCAAGAUGAAGACAGCAAGCAAGUUAUAAGAAUGUCAGAAUUAGAUGCAGGAUUAUAAUCUCAAAACAAAUCAAUUAACUAUUCAGCAUCUGAUGAAAACGAUCGUCAAUUUUUGUUCAAUUAAUAGAAUCAAGGUUAAUUUGUGAGUCCAUUUUACAAUAAUAAUAUUAGCAACAAUAACAACCUGUAAAAUAAUAGAAAAAUGUAUCGAGAGACUAGUAAAGAACGAAUCUCACUUGAAAUUAGUGAAAGAAUAAAUGAGAUAAAUAAAUCCCAGAGUAGAUUGAGUAUUCAAUCUAAUAUAAGGAGUCAGUAGAUUUAAAAUAAUCUUGGAAGUUACCUUAGCUCGAGAAAUUUAAGUAAACUAAAUAUCAAAUCUGGAUUUAAUCAACAGAAGAAAAGUUUUGUCCCAUCGAUUAAUAGUUAUAAGUAUAAUCGGCAAUCACCAUUAUCCAUAAGUUCUAAUUAAGAUCUAAAAAAGCUUUUGCAUUUAACUCUUUCAUGCGAAGAACUUGAUAAAUUCAAGGAGAAAAAAUUGCAUCCAGAUAUAAAAGUUAUGACUACUUUUUAUUAAGAUCCAGCUCUUGACCAAGCAUUAUUCACAGGAACUGAAUGA